UUUUGUACACUCAGUGUAUGUACUAGGUAUUAGACUGCCCCCUAGUGGUGUAUCUCCCUCACCUCUCCCUCCUCAUCCACAGGACCAGGCGUCUAAAGACAAGGCACUCCAGAACAUGGCAGCACUGUCGUCUGCUCAGAUUGUGUCGCCGAGCCUGAUCAAGAGCCAGCUACCCCCGCUGCCCCAUUCUCCUUAUCCCCCGCAAGCCAGGGUGAGCCCUUCUACACUGGGUUUGAGAUUGCAAUGAUUGCUCUUUCUCUGCAUUGACACUAUUUACAAGUAUUUAAACAUUAUUGUUAUACUAGUAAUUGAUGUAGGCUAUGUGAAAACAGUACAGUAAAGUACAUUACCUAAGCAACUGACUCUGUAAUCUUUGCCUUCCAGUUUUGGCCAGGCCCUAUCCCAGGACAACCUGGCCCCUCUCAGGAGUGAGUAUGACUGUGUUAACUAUUUGUUGAGUGACAGGUUAAGAUUGUAUGUUUGGACUGUGCGUUUGAUUGAUUGAUUGACACUUGGUGUGAGUGGAGUGGCGGGUUCUCUUUGGCACGUUUAACGGAUCGCAUUUGUGCACAUCAGGCUGGUUCUAGAGCUCAACCCGGGAAGGACUCCUGGGCUUGGCCGCACCAGCUAUGCGUAAGUUCCCUCCUGGUCUAGCUAUAUCACAAGGCAGCACUAACUCUGCUUCAGUAUGCUUCCUGCUCCUGCACUCAUUUUACAACCAGGCCACAGCCAGCUUCACGUCUGAGAGCGAGAAGACCAAACACAAUGCUGGAUUUGUUUGGAAUGUCGUUCCGUUCUGACCAUUAGGGAUGUAAAAACAUCCCAAAGCUAUUUGUGCUGUAAAAACGUCACACAAGAAGGCGAUUUCAGACAAACUGUUGCCAGAAUCAGUCCGUGACAUCACCUAACUUGAGAUCCGUGUUUGUCAUAUCAAAUUGAAAGAAAAUCUUCUAUUGACUUCUAAGCAUGACUUGCACACAAAAAAAGCAUAUGGAUUUGUAAGGAAUUGGCCCAUUGUGAACGUUGGUGUGUCACUCUCAAGCAUCCCUCUGAAAUUAUGAGUGUCACAAAUGAGCACAGUAUGUCCACAUGAAGGACAACAAACAUCUAUCAAAUAAUCAAUCAAUCAAUGAACCAAUCAAUCAGAGUAUUUAAAUAGCAUAACUAAGUGCAUGGCGUAGUGCAAUAUGACAGAGUGAAGCAGAGGUGGACUUACGUCUAGCUGAUGCAGCCACAGACACAUGCCUAUGUUGAGACACUAGUCAUAACACUGUGGAUCCAAGUCUGUCUGACAUGCCAAUGAAGCCCAAAGCCACAUGCCACUAGCAUAACCAGGUUUCACAUGGAAUUUCACUUUUGGAAAUUAGUGGAAAAAACACAAAGAGUUGGAUAGUGAAUAUUGAAAAGUUUGACUCCUCAAUUUACAGUGACUGUGAUGUGAUGAUCAAUCUCUUUCAGUAUCAAACCUUUUGCACAGUCCUCAUACCCAAACCUGCCAGGCCCUGCCCCCCCACCUAUAUCAAGUGAGUAGAGUCCAAGCAAUUUCAUUUUCAUCUCCAUUCAUACAUUCAUUCAUGCUUCAUUAAAAAAUCUGUUUUACAACGGAGACAUGUCCCAAGGUAGCAGUAAUGAAACACUCGAUAUAACAUACACAUCAGCAAUAUAUCUGGUGCUUAACAUUAAUGCAGAAAUUAAACAUUAUCUUCUGAGACCUCAGCCUGACUGUCUCUCUCUCUCUCUCUCUCUCUCUCUCUCUCUCUCUCUAAGCCUAUGAACCCUUGGCACCCCCCCUCCCCCCGGCUGCUACGGCGGUGCCCGUGUGGCAGGACCGGACCAUCGCCUCCUCCAAGCUGCGGAUGCUAGAGUACUCUGCCUUCAUGGAGGUGCAGAGGGACCCUGACAAUGUGAGUCACCAAACCAACAACAGCACCCAACCACAUUAACCAACCUGUCCUAAUAAAAGUUGCAGAUAAAAGCCUUUGUUUUACAGUCCACAUAGUCAUGUCUAGCACUAACUCAGUAUGGCCAAGCUAGACUUCUGUCAUGGCAACUGGUCUGAACAUCUUUCUCUCUCUCCCCCCUGCAGUACAGCAAACACCUGUUUGUCCACAUUGGUCAGACCAACCCCUCCUACAGCGACCCUCUGCUGGAGGCAGUGGACAUCAGGCAGAUCUAUGACAAGUUCCCAGAGAAGAAGGGCGGACUCAAAGAGCUUUAUGAGAAAGGCCCCCAAAACGCCUUUUUCCUAGUCAAAUUUUGGGUGGGUAAUGAUGAAAUCAUCUUGCUCAAUAAUGUAUUUAUUACUGAUGGUUUGACAAAUCACUUUUUAUUAUUGUUUGAUCCUCACCUUGAAUGCUUUACAGCAGGGUUCCCAAACUGGCGGCCCGCAGGCCGAAUUUGUCCCGCGGGUAGUUUUAUUUGGCCCCCCCAAGUUGAAUCCAGGUGAAAGCUAUGAUCCCUUAUUGAUGUCACUUGUUAAAUCCACUUCAAUCAGUGUAGAUGAAGGGGAAGAGACAGGUCAAAGAAGGAUUUUUAAGCCUUGAGACAAUAGAGACAUGGAUUGUGUAUGUGUGCCAUUCAAAGGGUGAAUGGGCAAGACAAAAUAUUUCAAGUGCCUUUGAACGUGGUAGGGUAGUAGGUGCCAGGCGCACCGAUUUGUGUGUGUCAAGAACUGCAACGCUGCUGGGUUUUUCACGCUCAACAAUUUCCCGUGUGUAUCAAGAAUGGUCCACCACCCAAAAGACAUCCAGCCAAAUUGAAUGAAUGAAUUUAGGCUGUUCUGAGGGCAAAGGGUGGUGCAACUGAAUAUUAGUAAGGUGUUCCGAAUGUUUUGUACACUCAGUGUAUAUUUUUAGAAUUUUCAUUGUUGGACAUAAAAUACUGUAAAAACACCAGGAAAUCAGCUCCAAGUGAUUGGAAUUUUGGAAAUCUGUUCCCAAGUAUUCCCACGUACAGUAUAAUAGAGAGGUGUGAUCGUAUACAAAUGUAACCACGGUUUGAAAGGAUGAUGUUUUAGUCUACAAAUUAGUUGUAAUUAUGUUCUGGCCCCCCGACAAUCAGCUCAAGAAAGAAGUCGGCCUGCAGCUGAAUCUAGUUGAUGAUUCCUGCUUUACAGGGGAGUGUGUUGAUUUAAAACAUAGUUUAAACCUACACUGUCACACUCUCACACAGUCCCUUUUGGUAGUUUGAGUAUUCUCUCAUUUAGAGUGGAAUAAGAAAAAAUACAGUAUUUGGGGGUUUAUGCCUGUUAGCUGAGCGUUAAUCUGAUUUGUCCUGUGUGUCCUCUGACUUGUCCUGUGUGUGUCCUCUCACUGCAGGCGGAUCUGAACAGCAGUGGUAUGCAGGACGGCCCAGGCUCAUUCUAUGGAGUCAGCAGCCAGUACAGCAGCUCUGAGAACAUGACAAUCACCGUCUCCACCAAAGUCUGCUCAUUUGGCAAACAGGUGGUAGAGAAAGUAGAGGUGAGGCCAUUUUCAACUGGGUCUGCUUUAUAGUCACAAAAACAGCUGUCAAGCCGUCAUGGUAAAUUAGGAGGUGCACUUACAGUUGAAGUCGGAAGUUUACAUAAAAAACUCGUUUUUCAACCACUCCACAAAUUUCUUGUUAACAAACUAUAGUUUUGGCAAGUCGGUUAGGACAUCUACUUUGUGCAUGACACAAGUAAUUAUUCCAACAAUUGUUUACAGAUUAUUUCACUUAUAAUUCACUGUAUCAUAAUUCCAGUGGGUCAGAAGUUUACAUACACUAAGUUGACUGUGCCUUUAAAAGCUUGGAAAAUUCCAGAAAAUGAUGUCAUGGCUUUAGAAGCUUCUGAUAGGCUAAUUGACAUCAUUUGAGUCAAUUGGAGGUGUACCUGUGGAUGUAUUUCAAGGCCUACCUUCAAACUCAGUGCCUCUUUGCUUGACAUCAUGGGAAAAUCAAAAGAAAUCAGCCAAGACCUCAGAAAAAAAAAUUGUAGACCUCCACAAGUCUGGUUCAUCCUUGGGAGCAAUUUCCAAACGCCUGAAGGUACCACGUUCAUCUGUACAAACAAUAGUACGCAAGUAUAAACACCAUGGGACCACGCAGCCGUCAUACUGCUCAGGAAGGAGACGUGUUCUGUCUCCUAGAGAUGAACGUACUUUGGUGCGAAAAGUGCAAAUCAAUCCCAGAACAACAGCAAAGGACCUUGUGAAGAUGCUGUAGGAAACAGGUACAAAAGUAACUAUAUCCACAGUAAAAACGAGUCCUAUAUCGACAUAACCUGAAAGGCCGCUCAGCAAGGAAGAAGCCACUGCUCCAAAACCGCCAUAAAAAAGCCAGACUAUGGUUUGCAACUGCACAUGGGACAAAGAUCGUACUUUUUGGAGAAAUGUCCUCUGGUCUGAUUAAACAAACAUAGAACUGUUUGGCCAUAAUGACCAUCUUUAUGUUUGGAGGAAAAAGGUGGUACCUUGCAAGCCGAAGAACACCAUCCCAACCGUGAAGCACGGGGGUGGCAGCAUCAUGCUGUGGGGGUGCUUUGCUGCAGGAGGGACUGGUGCACUUCACAAAAUAGAUGGCAUCAUGAGGAAGGAAAAUGAUGUGGAUAUAUUGAAGCAACAUCUCAAGACAUCAGUCAGGAAGUUAAAGUUUGGUCGCAAAUGGGUCUUCCAAAUGGACAAUGACCCCAAGCAAACUUCCAAAGUUGUGGCAAAAUGGCUUAAGGACAACAAAGUCAAGAUAUUGGAGUGGCCAUCACAAAGCCCUGACCUCAAUCCUAUAGAAAAAUUGUUGGCAGAACUGAAAAAGCGUGUGCGGGCAAGGAGGCCUACAAACCUGACUCAGUUACACCAGCUCUGUCAGGAGGAAUGGGCCCAAAUUCACCCAACUUAUUGUGGGAAGCUUGUGGAAGGCUACCCAAAACGUUGGACCCAAGUUAAACAAUUUAAAGGCAAUGCUACCAAAUACUAAUUGAGUGUAUGUAAACUUCUGACCCACUGGGAAUGUGAUGAAAGAAAUAAAAGUUGAAAAAAUAAUUCUCUCUACUAAUAUUCUGACAUUUCACAUUCUUAAAAUAAAGUGGUGAUCCUAAUUGACCUAAGACAGGACAGAAUUUUUACUAGGAUUAAAUGUCAGGAAUUGUGAAAAACUGAGUUUAAAUGUAUUUGGCUAAGGUGUAUGUAAACUUCCGACUUCAACUGUAAAUGACUUAACUGGUUAGAUUAAGGUUAAACAAAAUGGGAAUUAAAUAGUAAAUAUACUGUCAGACACUAUAUAUAUUAUAUUUACCUCAACUAAGAUAUUGUUUGCUGUUUUGGGUAAGAGUUUUAAAAUCUCUCCUCGUGUGAAUUUCAGACGGAGUACGCCCGAAUGGAAGGAGGGAAAUGUGUCUACAGGAUCCACCGCUCUCCCAUGUGCGAGUACAUGAUCAACUUCAUUCACAAGCUCAAACACCUGCCAGAAAAAUACAUGAUGAAUAGUGUUCUGGAAAACUUUACUAUCCUUCAGGUAACAUACUGCAUUGCAAAGAUACUAAGACAACGCCAGGGUUGUGGGUUCGAUUCCCACGGGGGGCCAGUAUGAAAAUAAUAAUGUAUGCACUAACUGUAAGUCGCUCUGGAUAAGAGCGUCUGCUAAAUGACGUAAAAUGUAAAAUGUAAUAGUAACUAACUUACAAUUUGGCAAUGAACUGAUAUUUCAACCGUGGUCAUAGGACAAUAGCUGGGUGAUAUGUUUUUGACCUCGUGUUGUUGUGCUUUGUUAAUUGAUUGAUUGAUUGACGAUAUUUACUGUCUUUCACCUGUUGCAAGACCGUAGCUGAAUCAUGUUUCUUAUCUCAUUUUGCCGUGCUACCUCCUUCUGCCCCUCAGGUGGUGACAAACCGUGAUACUCAGGAGACCUUGCUGUGUAUAGCGUUUGUGUUCGAGGUCUCGACGAGUGAACACGGGGCACAGUACCACGUCUACAGGCUCGUGAAAGACUGA
Coregonus sp. 'balchen' is the source of this 5945-nucleotide messenger RNA. The record is from the annotation of a GenBank genome assembly. Lineage: Eukaryota; Metazoa; Chordata; Actinopteri; Salmoniformes; Salmonidae.